UUGGCUCCCAGGCCCUUUUCACAUCAUGGGUUUGGCAUGUGCAUGUUACAUACAUUGUUACAUCCUCUGGGUAAAUAUCCCAGUAACCUGCUCUGUAUUUUACACUUCGACACUGCCACUGGACUGAGAACAUUCACAUCUGCUACCUGUGGACACAAGAUUAUAAACAACACAAUGGACCCGAGGCUGGUACUGGCUGUUUUGUGUAUGAUUUCUGCAAGUGCUCUGGCAGACACUCCAAGUAAUCAGACUGCAGUGAAUGUAACUUUACCAAACACUUCUGCAGUAUUCAACUUGGUCUUUAGCAUCAAUGAAACCUUUGAUGCAGCACUGGCCAAUAUCAGCUCUACACAGUUUGCAGCAAAAGCUUCAAGUAUCCGUACUCAGCUUGAACCAAUUUACAGACAAAUGUUCAAAAACUUCCUCCAGAUGAUAAUUCAUGGUUUCAGGAAUGGUUCGAUUGUGACAAAUUCCAGCCUUGAAUUUAGUGCCAAUGGCACCAUCCCAACUGACUCCACAGUAAAAGAUGCCCUUGCUAAUGCGACUACCACCAACUCAAGCUUGAACAUUAUUACAAAUUCUAUAAAUGUCACCCGGGUUCCUGAGACAAACUCCUCUUCACCAAACACAACUUCACCCCCGAGCACAAAUACAACCACUCCUGCAGUAGCUGCAGUAUUCAACUUGGUCUUUAGCAUCAAUGAAACCUUUGAUGCAGCACUGGCCAAUACCAGCUCUCCACAGUUUGCAGCAAAAGCUACAAGUAUCCGUACUCAGCUUGAACCAUUUUACAGACAAACCUUCAAAAACUUCCUCCGGAUGAUAAUUUAUGGUUUCAGGAAUGGUUCGAUUGUGACAAAUUCCAGCCUUGAAUUUAGUGCCAAUGGCACCAUCCCAACUGACUCCACAGUAAAAGAUGCCCUUGCUAAUGCGACUACCACCAACUCAAGCUUGAACAUUAUUACAAAUUCUAUAAAUGUCACUCGGGUUCCUGAGACAAACUCCUCUUCACCAAACACAACUUCACCCCCGAGCACAAAUACAACCACUCCUGCAGUAGCUGCAGUAUUCAACUUGGUCUUUAGCAUCAAUGAAACCUUUGAUGCAGCACUGGCCAAUAUCAGCUCUCCACAGUUUGCAGCAAAAGCUUCAAGUAUCCGUACUCAGCUUGAACCAUUUUACAGACAAACCUUCAAAAACUUCCUCCGGAUGAUAAUUUAUGGUUUCAGGAAUGGUUCGAUUGUGACAAAUUCCAGCCUUGAAUUUAGUGCCAAUGGCACCAUCCCAACUGACUCCACAGUAAAAGAUGCCCUUGCUAAUGCGACUACCACCAACUCAAGCUUGAACAUUAUUACAAAUUCUAUAAAUGUCACCCGGGUUCCUGAGACAAACUCCUCUUCACCAAAUGCAACUUCACCCCCGAGCACAAAUACAACCACAAGCACAAAUACAACCACUCCUGCAGUAGCUGCAGUAUUCAACUUGGUCUUUAGCAUCAAUGAAACCUUUGAUGCAGCACUGGCCAAUACCAGCUCUCCACAGUUUGCAGCAAAAGCUACAAGUAUCCGUACUCAGCUUGAACCAUUUUACAGACAAACCUUCAAAAACUUCCUCCGGCUGAUAAUUUAUGGUUUCAGGAAUGGUUCGAUUGUGACAAAUUCCAGCCUUGAAUUUAGUGCCAAUGGCACCAUCCCAACUGACUCCACAGUAAAAGAUGCCCUUGCUAAUGCGACUACCACCAACUCAAGCUUGAACAUUAUUACAAAUUCUAUAAAUGUCACCCGGGUUCCUGAGACAAACUCCUCUUCACCAAAUGCAACUUCACCCCCGAGCACAAAUACAACCACUCCUGCAGUAGCUGCAGUAUUCAACUUGGUCUUUAGCAUCAAUGAAACCUUUGAUGCAGCACUGGCCAAUAUCAGCUCUCCACAGUUUGCAGCAAAAGCUUCAAGUAUCCGUACUCAGCUUGAACCAUUUUACAGACAAACCUUCAAAAACUUCCUCCGGAUGAUAAUUUAUGGUUUCAGGAAUGGUUCGAUUGUGACAAAUUCCAGCCUUGAAUUUAGUGCCAAUGGCACCAUCCCAACUGACUCCACAGUAAAAGAUGCCCUUGUUAAUGCGACUACCGCCAACUCAAGCUUGAACAUUACUCCAAAUUCUAUAAAUGUCACCCAGGCUCCUGAGACAAACUCCUCUUCACCAAACACAACUUCACCCACGAGCACAAAUACAACCACAAGCACAAAUACAACCACUAACACAACUUCACCCCCGAGCACAAAUACAACCACUCCUGCAGUAGCUCCAAUAUUCAACUUGGUCUUUAGCAUCAAUGAAACCUUUGAUGCAGCACUGGCCAAUACCAGCUCUCCACAGUUUGCAGCAAAAGCUACAAGUAUCCGUACUCAGCUUGAACCAAUUUACAGACAAACCUUCAAAAACUUCCUCCAGAUGAUAAUUCAUGGUUUCAGGAAUGGUUCGAUUGUGACAAAUUCCAGCCUUGAAUUUAGUGCCAAUGGCACCAUCCCAACUGACUCCACAGUAAAAGAUGCCCUUGCUAAUGCGACUACCACCAACUCAAGCUUGAACAUUAUUACAAAUUCUAUAAAUGUCACCCGGGUUCCUGAGACAAACUCCUCUUCACCAAACGCAACUUCACCCACGAGCACAAAUACAACCACGAGCACAAAUACAACCACGAGCACAAAUACAACCACUCCUGCAGUAGCUGCAGUAUUCAACUUGGUCUUUAGCAUCAAUGAAACCUUUGAUGCAGCACUGGCCAAUACCAGCUCUCCACAGUUUGCAGCAAAAGCUUCAAGUAUCCGUACUCAGCUUGAACCAAUUUACAGACAAAUGUUCAAAAACUUCCUCCGGAUGAUAAUUUAUGGUUUCAGGAAUGGUUCGAUUGUGACAAAUUCCAGCCUUGAAUUUAGUGCCAAUGGCACCAUCCCAACUGACUCCACAGUAAAAGAUGCCCUUGUUAAUGCGACUACCGCCAACUCAAGCUUGAACAUUAUUACAAAUUCUAUAAAUGUCACCCGGGUUCCUGAGACAAACUCCUCUUCACCAAACACAACUACAACCCCCAGCACAACUACAACUACGAGCACACCUACAACCACUCCUGCAGUAGCUGCAAUAUUCAACUUGGUCUUUAGCAUCAAUGAAACCUUUGAUGCAGCACUGGCCAAUACCAGCUCUCCACAGUUUGCAGCAAAAGCUACAAGUAUCCGUACUCAGGUUGAACCAUUGUACAAGAAAGCCUUUAAAAACUUCAUCAUCAUGAAAAUUAUAAAAUUCUUGAAUGGCUCUAUUGUGACAGAAAGCAACCUAUUCUUCAGUGCUAAUGCCGCAAAUGUUACUGCGGCCCAAGUGAAAAACACUCUUCUCGAUGGACUUAAAAACUUGACUUUUACUGUUGAUCCAAACUCCAUCAACGUCACCCAGACUCUUGGGAAUUCCAUGCCACCAGUGAUUGCCAGCUCACUUUCCGUGAUAUGGAUGUCUCUUCUAUCACUUCUGCUUUCAGUGGCAUUGCACUUCUAGCUCUAGACCUGAUCAUACACAAUAACUUAAUGGUACUUAUUUCUAUUUAACGAUCCGAAUUCUUCUACUGAAGCAAAUAAACACAGACUGUUGUUUUUUUUCUUUCACCAUAAACAGUAACAUGUAAGUCUGCUUUUUAUUGAGAACUAUUUAAGAUAAAGGGAAUAUGGGGAGAUACAGUUCAUUCUUAUAAACUAUUUAUAUUUACAUGAGAAAUACAAAUAUCUUGACUUGCUGAAACUGGGGAUUUAAUGAGGGUAGUGAGUUGCCUGAAUAUUUCUCCACAUCUCAACAGUCUUUAAAAGAAUUGUUGUCUUUCAUUUAUUAAAUUUAACUCAAUUGCAAAAUUCUUUAAAACGUUGUGUACUUAACAGUAUAUGUAUAUAAUUGCUAUACACUUAAACGUAAACCUACAUAUGACUUCUGUAUAUCAGUGUAUAAAUAUUAUUAACAUCAUAUGAAAUAAAGCUUUGGAUACCA
Messenger RNA from Pangasianodon hypophthalmus (striped catfish), 4029 nucleotides. RefSeq lists its product as uncharacterized. The record is from RefSeq and is a predicted model, not a curated record. The transcript is spliced from 27 exons. Lineage: Eukaryota; Metazoa; Chordata; Actinopteri; Siluriformes; Pangasiidae. Gene Ontology annotation, cellular component: apical plasma membrane. The coding region runs from base 37 to 3549 and encodes 1170 amino acids.